This is a messenger RNA of Diaporthe citri, 762 nucleotides long. RefSeq lists its product as uncharacterized. The transcript has a single exon. Lineage: Eukaryota; Fungi; Ascomycota; Sordariomycetes; Diaporthales; Diaporthaceae. The record is from RefSeq and is a predicted model, not a curated record. The coding region runs from base 1 to 762 and encodes 253 amino acids.
AUGGCUGAACCAGACCUCCCCAUACUGUCCCGCACUGCAACGUCAAGGUUCGCCGUCCUCGUCUUUAGCCGGACAAAUGGCUAUCGCCACGAGUCCAUCGAAGCCGGCGUCGCCGCGCUCAAGGACCUCGCCAUCUCGUCCCAUGAUUCGCCUCUGCCUUUCACCGUGGACGCAACCGAGGACGCCAUCGUGUUCAACCCGGCCACGCUGGCUCAAUACCGGGCCAUAGUAUUCCUACAGGCGUCGGGGGAAUUCUUCGACAACGAGCUCCAGCUGGACGCGCUGAAACAGUUCGUGCGGUCUGGGGGUGGCAUCGUGGGGGUCCACUGCGCGUCGACGGGGCUUCCGUCGAGCGAGUGGUACGGGCGUAUGAUCGGGGGUGUCUUUACGAAUCACCCCGUGCCACAGAAUGGGACGGUCAUUGUGGAGGACCCAGAGCACCCUAUCCUAUCGAAUGGUGUGGCUUCCCUCGGUCCGGGGAAAUCCAUUGACGGGAGUAAACUGGAAUUUGAGUGGCACGAUGAGUGGUACAAUUUCGCGACGAAUCCAAGGCUGCAGGACGGGGUGCGUGUGCUACUGACGGCGAGGGAGACGAGCUACGAGGGGGGUGACAUGGGCGAGGACCACCCCAUCGCUUGGUGUCAUGAAUUUGAAGGUGGCAAGGUGUUCUACACUGCCUUGGGCCACUUCGACAAGGCAUAUCAAGAUCUUUCGUUCAUGGGCCAGCUGGUUAAUGGUAUCAUUUGGGCGGCCGGGCUGUGA